This is a messenger RNA of Acinonyx jubatus (cheetah), 1742 nucleotides long. RefSeq names its product tubulin beta-2B chain. The transcript is spliced from 4 exons. Gene Ontology annotation, molecular function: GTP binding; GTPase activity; structural constituent of cytoskeleton. The record is from RefSeq and is a predicted model, not a curated record. Gene Ontology annotation, biological process: mitotic cell cycle; microtubule cytoskeleton organization. Bases 144 to 1481 code for a protein of 445 amino acids. NCBI's taxonomy places the organism in Eukaryota, Metazoa, Chordata, Mammalia, Carnivora, Felidae. Gene Ontology annotation, cellular component: cytoplasm; microtubule.
CAUAAAAGGCCCAGUCCGCCGGGCCGACGUUCUCAGCCAGUCGGUUCCCGAGCGCGUUCCCGGUGACCCCACAGUGGGUGUUUAAGGGAGGACGGACAGACUGACCAGACGCCGACCAGGGCCAGAAGAAGCUAGCUAACACCAUGCGUGAGAUCGUGCACAUCCAGGCGGGCCAGUGUGGCAACCAGAUCGGCGCCAAGUUUUGGGAGGUCAUCAGUGAUGAGCAUGGGAUCGACCCCACUGGCAGUUACCAUGGAGACAGUGACUUGCAGCUGGAGAGAAUCAAUGUGUACUACAACGAAGCCACUGGUAACAAAUACGUACCUCGGGCCAUCCUGGUGGAUCUGGAGCCAGGCACCAUGGACUCGGUCAGGUCUGGACCAUUCGGCCAGAUCUUCAGGCCAGACAACUUCGUGUUUGGCCAGAGCGGUGCUGGAAACAACUGGGCAAAGGGCCACUACACAGAGGGAGCCGAGCUGGUCGACUCGGUCCUGGACGUGGUGAGGAAGGAAUCAGAAAGCUGUGACUGUCUGCAGGGCUUCCAGCUGACCCACUCGCUGGGGGGCGGCACAGGGUCUGGGAUGGGCACCCUGCUCAUCAGCAAGAUCCGGGAGGAGUACCCCGACCGCAUCAUGAACACCUUCAGCGUCAUGCCCUCGCCCAAGGUGUCAGACACGGUGGUCGAGCCCUACAACGCCACCCUGUCGGUGCACCAGCUGGUGGAAAACACAGAUGAAACCUACUGCAUCGACAACGAGGCGCUGUACGACAUCUGCUUCCGCACCCUGAAACUGACCACCCCCACGUACGGCGACCUCAACCACCUGGUGUCGGCCACCAUGAGCGGGGUCACCACCUGCCUGCGCUUCCCGGGCCAGCUGAACGCCGACCUGCGCAAGCUGGCCGUGAACAUGGUGCCCUUCCCGCGCCUGCACUUCUUCAUGCCCGGCUUCGCGCCGCUCACCAGCCGGGGCAGCCAGCAGUACCGCGCGCUGACGGUGCCCGAGCUGACCCAGCAGAUGUUCGACUCCAAGAACAUGAUGGCCGCGUGCGACCCGCGCCACGGCCGCUACCUGACCGUGGCUGCCAUCUUCCGCGGCCGCAUGUCCAUGAAGGAGGUGGACGAGCAGAUGCUCAACGUGCAGAACAAGAACAGCAGCUACUUCGUCGAGUGGAUCCCCAACAACGUGAAGACAGCCGUGUGCGACAUCCCGCCGCGCGGCCUCAAGAUGUCGGCCACCUUCAUCGGCAACAGCACGGCCAUCCAGGAGCUGUUCAAGCGCAUCUCGGAGCAGUUCACGGCCAUGUUCCGGCGCAAGGCCUUCCUGCACUGGUACACGGGCGAGGGCAUGGAUGAGAUGGAGUUCACCGAAGCCGAGAGCAACAUGAACGACCUGGUGUCCGAGUACCAGCAGUACCAGGACGCCACGGCCGACGAGCAGGGCGAGUUCGAGGAGGAGGAGGGCGAGGACGAGGCUUAAGCUCGCGGUGUAAAGCGGGUUAGGGAAAGCUGAGAAGGAAAAGCACGGGGGAGGGGGGCUUAGUGGUGAAAAUCUCGUGGCAGUCGAAGGAAAGAAGCAUGGUCUUCUCUAGGUGUGUGCGCGGCAUCUCUGGUGCUCUUCACUGUUGCCUGUCAUUUGGUUUCCUUUCUUUUUGUAAUAUUGACGACAUCAAUGUAACAUUUGAUCUAUUUCUGAACUACUGUUGUAACGGCUAAAAUCACAUAAACGUUUGUGUCCUAA